CACUCACUACAACACACUAGUAAGCAAAAGCAUUCUCCUCUUUACUCAAUUCUCACUUCUCCUUCUUAUUCUCUAUCUCUAGAAAUGUUCUUAUCAAGAUCAUGGCUUCUUCUCAUUUUCAUAAACAUAAUCACGAUAACAUCGAAGUUUUAUCCGAUACAUGGUGAAUUACCGGGCACAUGGGAACUUCUCGUAGCCAACGCCGGCAUUUCUUCCAUGCAUACUGCCGUUACACAUUACGGUACCGUUGUGUUGCUUGAUCGCACAAAUAUUGGUCCUUCCAGAAGAAUGUUACGUAAAGGCCAUUGUCGUGAUAAUCCAAACGAUAGAGUUUUGAAACAUGAUUGCUAUGCUCAUUCUGUCUUGUUCGACCCGUUAACAAAUGAAAUCAGACCGCUGAUGAUUCAGACGGAUACGUGGUGUUCGUCUGGUCAGUUUUUGCCCGACGGAACUCUUUUACAGACCGGUGGUGAUCUGGAUGGUUUAAAGAAGAUUAGAAAAUUCGUUCCUUGUGAAAGAAAUGAGUUUUGUGAUUGGGAGGAGCUUCAAGAUUUAGAAUCGGUCAGUGGCAGGUGGUAUUCCACGAAUCAGAUUUUACCCGAUGGUUCCGUGAUCAUUGUAGGUGGACGGGCUGCAAACAGUGUUGAAUUUUACCCGCCAAGAGAACCCGGCGUUUUACCGUUACAGUUUCUGGGUGACGUGAAAGAUGAUCAGAUGGACAAUUUGUACCCUUAUGUUCAUCUUCUACCAAAUGGUAAUCUAUUUAUAUUUGCGAAUAAUCGCGCCAUACAAUAUGAUUACACGGCCAACUCUGUUGUACGCGAUUAUCCACCGUUGGAAGGCGGCCCGCGUAACUAUCCAUCAGCUGGUUCUUCAGUGAUGUUGGCAUUACAAGGGGAUUAUACAUCGGCUGUGAUUGUUGUUUGUGGUGGUGCAGAAUAUGGUGCUUUUAUCCAAAAGAGCACAGACACUCGGGCUCAUGGUAGCUGUGGACGGAUUGUGGCGACUGAUCCGAACUCCGGUUGGGAAAUGGAAGACAUGCCUUUUGGAAGGAUUAUGGGUGAUAUGGUAAUGUUACCAACCGGUGAUGCACUGAUCAUAAACGGUGCUCAGUCUGGUAGUCAAGGGUUCGAACUGGGUACAAACCCGUGUCUGAAUCCCGUUCUUUAUAGACCGUCCGAACCUGUUGGAUUACGAUUUAUGACUUUAAUUCCAGCUACAGUCCCAAGAAUGUACCAUUCCACAGCGAAUUUAUUACCGGAUGGUAGGGUUUUAGUUGCAGGUAGUAAUCCGCAUUACUUCUACAAGUACGGGGGCGACUUCCCGACAGAGUUGCGGCUCGAAGCGUUCUCACCGGAGUAUCUGUCAGCUGACCGCGCUAAUCUUAGACCAGUUAUUGAAGAAUUACCUGAAAAAUUAUGUUAUGGACAGGCUUUUGAGAUUUUUAUAUCAGUCACACUGCCGAUUGUUGGCAUAGUUGAGGUGAAUUUCGCAAAUUCGCCUUUCGCCACACAUUCCUACUCACAAGGACAGAGGUUAGUCAAAUUGGGUGUCACGUCCGCCAUACCUGAAUCAGGUGUUGCUGUUGGUGGCAAGUAUAGGAUAGGGUGUACAGCUCCACCAAAUUCCAAGGUUGCUCCGCCGGGUUACUAUAUGGUGUUUGCAGUUAACCAAGGUGUACCUAGUGUUGCUCGAUGGAUUCAGCUCAUUUCUUGAUAUUUCCGGUUUCUAACCUUGUUUGUUUUUUAGGUUCUUGGAUUCUAUAGGUUUUAGAAGCUUUUGUUGCCUAGUGAAAUCCGACUUUUUACUUUCAGCUCAUUUCCUUAGUUCUUAUGGCAUAUUCAGCUCAAAUAUUAUUAUCACAGUGGCCCAAUUUUUCGUCGGUGCCAAAGAAAAUAUCUUCAGCAUUGCAUUUUAAUGGACAAACAAUGUAGGGAGUAUUAAGUUGUAGUCUUUCUUUUCUUUU
This is a messenger RNA of Papaver somniferum (opium poppy), 1966 nucleotides long. RefSeq names its product aldehyde oxidase GLOX-like. The transcript has a single exon. The record is from RefSeq and is a predicted model, not a curated record. NCBI's taxonomy places the organism in Eukaryota, Viridiplantae, Streptophyta, Magnoliopsida, Ranunculales, Papaveraceae. The coding region runs from base 85 to 1716 and encodes 543 amino acids.